AUGUUGCAAGAAACAACGCGCUAUCUGGAAGGCAAGCAACUAAUCUUGGCCGUCCUGGCGCUCAAUGCCGCCAAUGGUGUCUGUUUCGUGGAUCUGCUUGGUAUUACCGCUGUCUUACCUACCAUCGCCGAGUCAUACAAUGCCGCAGGAACGAUAGCCUGGGCAGGCACUUCGCAGCUCGUCGGAGCAACUAUUGGACAAUGCCUUCUAGGGUACUUGAGCGAUCUGUUCAGUCGGCGGCGGAUGCUUCAGUACGCGACACUUAUCCUCACAAUAAGCAGUCUGCUAUGCGCAUUGAGUGGUUACCCCAAAGACGCACCAUUCCUCUAUACGGUCCGGGCAUUCUCAGGCAUUGCAACUGGGAGUAUCUCAAACCUGGUCAACAUCGCCCAGAAUGAUUUUCUGCCCGUCCAUCGACGAGGUAAAUACCAGGGAAUCCAAGGGAUAAGUGUGGCUCUUGGUAGUAUUCUUGGUGUCAUGGCAGGUGCUGCUUUCAGCUUAAGCGGGAAUGCGUGGAAUGUGAUGUAUUACAUGGAGACGGGCAUGGCUGCAGUAGCUUUCGCGUUGAUCUACCUGUUCGUUCCGCCGAAUAUCGUUGCUCCAAGAUGGGAGCAGGUCAACGAGACACUCAAAAGUUUUGACGGCUUUGGGAUGUUAUCUGGCGCCGGCUUUAUCGUGCCGCUACUAAUCCUGGUGUGCCAGGCAAGCAGUCUGAAGAAGCAGGAGGCAGUGCUAAUAGCGCUUUCCGUUCUCUGCGCCGUUUCGCUUACAGUCUUCAUGACUUUGGGUUUCCGAGAUCGAAAGGUGCGACCAGUUAUCCCAUUCGCCCUUUUCUGUAACCGAACUAUCGCGGCCAUUCUCGCGCAGAAUGUUCUUUUCGGCGCCGUGUACUACGGGUUUAUCUACUUCGUUCCCCUGUAUCUGCAGGUGGUACGUGAGAAGCAACCGGUCCUAGCAUCGGCAAUCUUCGUGCCAUACUUUGCGACGCACGGAAUUUGGUCCACCGUCUCUGGUCUUAUCCUCAGCAUGCUGCAAAACAAAGGCCGAAGGAGUUACUCUUACGUUUUGUCGUUUGGAUUCGCUAUAUGGACGCUAGCUAUGGGACUUCUCGCGUGGCACAGCAACCGCGUAGCCUCUCCAUUGGCUCUAUUCGUCGUGUUCGAAAUCCUUGUUGGCCUAGGUACCGGAUCUGUCUUUCAGAACUCGAUUAUGGCCAUUCGAGCCCAGGUUACAGCAGACCUAAACGCCGUGGCAGUGAGCACCAGGAACGUGCUUCGAUUCUUUGGGGGCGCCUUAGGCAUUGCUAUAUGCUCUACUGUCCUGGAGAAUCGCUUAAAGUAUUCCAUGCCUUGGAGACUCGAGUGGGUGUCUGACACGGCGUUUUCAAGGACACCAAAAGAUAUGCUCUCACCUUCGGAUUACCUUCUGGUCCAACAUUCGUACGCCAGAGCUAUCGCAUGGAUCUGGUACAUUGCCACAGGCAUGAUCGCACUUUCCCUUGUGUUGUGCUUAUUGAUCAAAGACAAGACAUGUCCGGCCAUCAAACCCGGCAACCACGUAUCCGAGGAACAACCAGCUGUUCGACCCUAA
Messenger RNA from Zasmidium cellare ATCC 36951, 1590 nucleotides. RefSeq lists its product as uncharacterized. Bases 1 to 1590 code for a protein of 529 amino acids. The transcript is spliced from 2 exons. Gene Ontology annotation, molecular function: transmembrane transporter activity. NCBI's taxonomy places the organism in Eukaryota, Fungi, Ascomycota, Dothideomycetes, Mycosphaerellales, Mycosphaerellaceae. Gene Ontology annotation, biological process: transmembrane transport. The record is from RefSeq and is a predicted model, not a curated record.